This is a messenger RNA of Pseudonaja textilis, 815 nucleotides long. Lineage: Eukaryota; Metazoa; Chordata; Lepidosauria; Squamata; Elapidae. The record is from RefSeq and is a predicted model, not a curated record.
AUGGACGUUUCCUGGCUCCUUCCGGCCGGAGGGAGGCAGGCAGGCCGGCUGGAAAGUGGGCUUGGGGGCAGGGGGGCCUUAGGGUGGACGGAGGGCCCCAGGGGGGAGGGGGUCCUCGGUUGCUCAGGGGCCUUACGGGGCCCUCCCGCUUUCUGCCCUGUGGGAUGCCCAGUGGUGACAGCUGCCCAGGCCAAGAACCUGAUUGACGCUGGCGUGGAUGCCCUGCGCGUGGGCAUGGGCUGCGGGUCGAUCUGCAUCACGCAGGAAGAGCGGCUGCCUGGGCUUCCCUGGCUGCAGCCCCUGGCUCUCUGGGGCGGCCGAGGGCCGGUCCAGACCCUCGCUGGGCCCUUCCUGCCCAUGACUCUCCCUCCCUCAGUGAUGGCGUGCGGCCGGCCUCAGGGCACCGCGGUCUACAAAGUGGCAGAGUAUGCCCGCCGGUUUGGGGUUCCUGUGAUCGCAGAUGGUGGCAUCCAGACGGUCGGCCACGUGGUGAAGGCGCUCUCGCUGGGGGCCUCCACAGUCAUGAUGGGCUCCUUGCUGGCGGCCACCACGGAGGCCCCCGGGGAGUAUUUCUUCUCCGACGGCGUGCGGCUGAAGAAGUAUCGGGGGAUGGGCUCCCUGGACGCCAUGGAGAAGAACCGCGGCAGCCAGAAACGCUACUUCAGCGAGGGGGACAAGGUGAAGGUAGCGCAGGGCGUUUCCGGCUCCAUCCAGGACAAGGGCUCCAUCCACAAGUUCGUGCCAUACCUGAUUGCUGGCAUCCAGCACGGCUGCCAGGACAUUGGCGCCAGAAGCCUCUCCGUACUGCGGUGAGU